Molecule: messenger RNA, 2416 nt
Organism: Colossoma macropomum (tambaqui)
Lineage: Eukaryota; Metazoa; Chordata; Actinopteri; Characiformes; Serrasalmidae
Product: glutamate receptor 3-like
Exons: 13
Coding region: 103-2202 (699 amino acids)
Biological process (GO): modulation of chemical synaptic transmission; synaptic transmission, glutamatergic; monoatomic ion transport
Cellular component (GO): postsynaptic membrane; AMPA glutamate receptor complex; plasma membrane
Molecular function (GO): AMPA glutamate receptor activity; transmitter-gated monoatomic ion channel activity involved in regulation of postsynaptic membrane potential
Source: RefSeq, a predicted model, not a curated record
UCCGAUGCGGCGCGGCUGAAGCGCGCGCUCCUCUCUCUCUGUGUCUGAAUGCGGCGCGCGCGGUGAACAGUCGGAGCUCAAACCGCCGUCAAACCGCCCGCCAUGGGUUCCCGCGCGCUCGCGCCGCUGCUGCUCCUGCCGUGGCUCGCGACUCAAACGCGAGGAGGAUUUCCGAACCAGAUCAAUAUCGGUGGUCUGUUCAUGCGUUCUACGGUUCAGGAACACAGCGCGUUCCGUUUUGCGGUUCAGCUCUACAACACCAACCAGAACGUCACCGAGAAGCCGUUUCACCUCAACUACAACGUCGACAACCUGGAGUCGUCCAACAGCUUCUCCGUCACUCACGCCUUUUGUUCUCAGUUCUCUCGGGGUGUGUAUGCGAUCUUUGGGUUCUAUGAUCAGCGCUCCAUGAACACCCUGUCAUCGUUCUGCGGUGCGCUCCACACCUCCUUCAUCACUCCAUCGUUCCCCCUCGACGCCGACGUCCAGUUCGUCCUACAGAUGAGACCCAGUCUGAAGGGGGCGCUGCUCAGCCUGCUGGGACAUUACAGAUGGGACAGAUUUGUUUACCUGUACGACACGGACAGAGGGUUCUCCAUGCUGCAGGCGAUAAUGGAGUCCGCAGUAGCGAAUAACUGGCAGGUCACGGCUCGAUCUGUGGGGAACAUCGUUGAUCCUCUGGAGUUCCGCAGGAUCAUAGAGGAGAUGGACCGCAGGCAGGAGAAGCGCUUUCUGAUUGAUUGUGAGGUGGAGCGCAUCAACGCUAUACUGGAACAGGUUGUGACUUCAGGGAAGAACAGUCGAGGAUAUCACUACAUCCUGGCUAACCUGGGUUUCUCCAACAUGAGUGUGGAUAAGGUGUUUUCUGGAGGUGCUAAUGUAACAGGGUUCCAGAUAAUAAACCCGGAGAACCCGAUAGUGCAGCAGUUCCUGCAGCGCUGGGACCGUCUGGACGAGAGGGAGUUUCCUGAGGCUAAAAACGUGCCGCUGAAGUACACGUCGGCGUUGACCCACGAUGCCAUCCUGGUGAUUGCGGAGGCGUUCCGGUACCUGCGGCGUCAGCGGGUGGAUAUUUCUCGGAGAGGUAGCGCCGGAGACUGCCUGGCCAAUCCGGCCGUGCCCUGGAGCCAAGGCAUCGACAUCGAGAGGGCCCUCAAAAUGGUUCAGGUUCAGGGGAUGACGGGCAACAUUCAGUUCGACUCGUUCGGCCGACGCUCGAACUACACGGUCGACGUUUACGAGAUGAAGCCUGGAGGAGCCAGAAAGAUUGGGUACUGGAACGAAUAUGAGAAAUUUGUUUAUAUAGUGGAGCUGCAGGUUACCAACGAAUCCUCUUCUGUGGAAAACCGAACAAUUGUGGUCACUACUAUUAUGGAGGCUCCAUAUGUGAUGUAUAAGCGGAAUUAUAUGCAGUUGGAGGGUAAUGACCGCUAUGAGGGCUACUGCGUGGACUUGGCCUCAGAGAUCGCCAAACACGUAGGGAUCAAAUACAAACUGUCCAUCGUGGCCGACGGCAAAUAUGGGGCGCGUGACCCCGAGACCAGGACCUGGAACGGCAUGGUGGGAGAACUGGUGUAUGGGAGGGCGGACAUCGCGGUGGCGCCGCUGACCAUCACGCUGGUGCGAGAAGAAGUGAUAGACUUCUCAAAGCCCUUCAUGAGCCUCGGCAUCUCCAUCAUGAUCAAAAAGCCCCAGAAGUCCAAGCCGGGCGUCUUCUCCUUCCUGGACCCGCUGGCCUACGAGAUCUGGAUGUGCAUCGUGUUCGCCUACAUCGGCGUGAGCGUGGUCCUCUUCUUGGUCAGCCGCUUCAGCCCGUACGAGUGGCACCUGGACGACAGCGACGAAGCAAAGGACCCUCAGAGCCCCCCGGACCCGCCCAACGACUUCGGCAUCUUCAACAGCCUGUGGUUCUCGCUCGGAGCCUUCAUGCAGCAAGGAUGCGAUAUCUCGCCAAGGUCUCUCUCAGGUCGUAUUGUGGGCGGAGUCUGGUGGUUCUUCACCCUCAUCAUCAUCUCGUCCUACACUGCUAACCUGGCUGCGUUCCUCACUGUGGAGAGGAUGGUGUCUCCGAUAGAGAGCGCGGAAGAUUUGGCCAAACAGACGGAGAUAGCGUACGGCACGCUGGACUCAGGGUCCACCAAAGAGUUCUUCAGGUGCCCAAAAUCAUCAACAGAUUCAGAAAACCCAGAGAAAUCCAGCUGAAUACCCAUGACCUUCGACCCCUCAGAAGGCACUGCAUUAAAAAAUGGCAUGUUUCUGUGAUGAUAUCACCACACAGGCUCAGGAAAACUCUGACAAACCGUUGUCAAUAAACACUGUCCAUCGCUGAAUCCACAGGUUAAGGCUGAACAGUGAGUCUGCAGAGACGUCCAGUUUAGUGGAGAAAGAAAGAAUUUGUGUGUUGGAGGGUGAAUGU